Molecule: messenger RNA, 1652 nt
Organism: Eurypyga helias (sunbittern)
Lineage: Eukaryota; Metazoa; Chordata; Aves; Eurypygiformes; Eurypygidae
Gene: FBXO7
Product: F-box protein 7
Exons: 8
Biological process (GO): autophagy of mitochondrion; positive regulation of autophagy of mitochondrion
Molecular function (GO): protein kinase binding
Source: RefSeq, a predicted model, not a curated record
UUCUGAUACAGAGUUUUCAAUAACAUUGAACAGAAAAGAUGCUCUCACAGAAGAUCAGAAGACCUUAGCUUCAUAUGGGAUAGUUUCUGGUGAUUUGAUAUGCUUAUUACUAGGAGAAGAGGAUGGACAACCCAACCUACCUCUUCCUCCUUCUGCGGCUCCCCGACUUGAGAAUGGUCAUGAGUCAUCCACCUUGAUUACUGACAGAAGUCAGGCCAACAGUCCAAAAGAAUGGCAGAAUGAGCAAUCUGACAAGCAGAAAGCUCCAGUGGAAGUCCAAAGGAUUGAUGAGAGGGCAGGAUCCAGCUUAGAAUUUACUUCUGGAUUAGUGCCGGAAGAUGUUGACCUGGAAGAAGGUACAGGUUCUUAUCCCUCUGAGCCCAUGCUGUGCAGUGAAGCCGCUGAUGGUGAAAUACCACAUUCCUUAGAGAUGCUCUACCUUUCUGCUGAGUGUACCAGUGCCACUGAUGCCUUGAUUGUUCUAGUACAUCUUCUCAUGAUGGAGACAGGCUACGUACCUCAGGGGACAGAAGCCAAAGCAGUGUCUAUGCCAGAGAAAUGGAGAGGGAAUGGUGUUUAUAAGCUACAGUACACACACCCCCUUUGUGAAGAAGGUUCUGCUGGUUUGACUUGUGUGCCUUUGGGAGAUCUUGUUGCUAUUAAUGCAACAUUAAAAAUCAACAAGGAGAUUAAAGGUGUUAAGAGAAUACAGCUAUUGCCAGCAUCCUUCAUUUGCUUUCAGGAGCCAGAAAAGGUUGCAGGUGUUUACAAAGAUCUUCAGAAACUAUCCCGUCUCUUUAAAGACCAGCUGGUUUACUCUCUUCUGGCUGCUGCCCGACAAGCUCUGAACUUACCAGAUGUGUUUGGCUUGGUGGUCCUUCCUCUUGAGCUCAAGCUUCGAAUUUUCAGACUUCUGGAUGUCCGUUCCCUCAUCUCCCUCUCCGCUGUUUGCCGUGAUCUUUACACGGCUUCCAACGACCAGCUUCUGUGGAGGUUCAUGUAUCUGCGAGAUUUCCGAGAUCCUAUGGCGAGGCCUCGUGACACAGACUGGAAAGAACUAUACAAGAAAAAGUUGAAACAGAAGAAAGAGGCCCUGCGGUGGAGGCACAUGAUGUUUUUGCCCCCUACACCUCAUCCAAUCCCCUUUCAUCCUAACCCCUUCUAUCCUAAUCCCUUUCCUCCCAACCCAUUCCCAUCAAACCCGAUCUAUCCCCCAAUGAUCAUUGGUGGAGAAUAUGAUGAGAGACCAACCCUUCCAUAUGUUGGGGACCCAAUUAACUCACUUAUUCCUGGCCCAGGAGAAGCACCAGGCCAGUUUCCUCCAUUCAGACCGCAUUUUGAUCCAAUUGGCUCCUUGCCUGGAGCAAACCCCACGCUCCCAGGGCGAGCGGGUCCCACUGACAGGUUUCCACCUAGACCCAGCCGGGGCCGCCCCAUGGACAUUCGCCGUGCAUUCAUUUGAUUGUUGCUUUUUCCUUCAGUGAGUUUUCUAAUCCCCGAGCUUGCGUUCUAACCGCAGGAGAUGGCACAUCCCAGGCGCUAACAUCUGCCUUCUCUUCGGAUUGUGGCAAGGAUGUGCGUGCGUGGUAGGGUUUCAGCCCGAAAGGCCGGGUUUGGUUUGUGCUCUGGUAGUGCUGUACCGCCUGGCACUA